Molecule: messenger RNA, 1878 nt
Organism: Talaromyces atroroseus
Lineage: Eukaryota; Fungi; Ascomycota; Eurotiomycetes; Eurotiales; Trichocomaceae
Exons: 2
Coding region: 1-1878 (625 amino acids)
Biological process (GO): mitotic spindle organization; microtubule-based movement
Molecular function (GO): ATP binding; microtubule motor activity; microtubule binding
Source: RefSeq, a predicted model, not a curated record
AUGACGCUGGACGGGCGUCUCUACGGCCACCUAGAGCACGCUGCGUAUUCAUCGACAAGCUCUAUCUCCGGCUUCUCGACAGCUAGUGCUAGUACGGCUGCCACCAGCUUAUCGAUCAUGCCUGCCUCAGCAAUGCAAUCUACGGCAUCCAGUCCCUCUUUGAGGUCUCGCGAGAGCGUCAUUGUGCCUGCGGCCGGAAUCCACGCACCUCCAAGUCCCUCACCCGGAGGCAAUGUCAAGGUGGUAGUGAGAGUUCGCGCGUUUCUGCCAAGAGCGACCACUUUAAAGGCGCCGGAAGUCGAUACAACGAAGCCUCGGUCUCAGGCGCGGGGCAAAGUCUACGAAGACAAGACAUUCACAUUCGAUCGGUCAUUCUGGUCGCACGAAGAAUCCGAUGAACACUACGCCGACCAGGAAGAUGUAUACAACUGUUUAGGUGAAGAAUUUCUCGAUCACAACUUUGAGGGAUAUCACACAUGUAUUUUUGCCUACGGACAGACGGGAUCAGGCAAAAGUUAUACCAUGAUGGGAACAGCGGAGCGGCCUGGCCUAAUCCCACGCACAUGCGAAGACCUUUUCCAGAGGAUUGAGGAAGCUCAAUCUCUUGACACAACCUAUCAUGUUCGCGUGUCAUACUUUGAGGUCUAUAACGAGCAUGUUCGCGAUCUGCUCGUACCACGCACUGAUCCUCCGCACUAUCUUAAGAUCCGCGAGUCGCCGACAGAUGGGCCUUAUGUCAAGGAUCUCACCGAUGUCCCCGUCAGGAGCUUUGCGGAUAUAAUGAAACUAAUGAGAAAGGGUGACACGUCUAGAACAGUUGCAAGCACAAAAAUGAACGACACCUCGUCUCGGUCACACGCUGUCUUCACUAUAAUACUAAAGCAGAUCCAUCACGACCUGGCCACAGAUGAGACGACCGAGCGAACAGCAAGAAUACGUCUCGUUGAUUUGGCUGGAUCAGAACGUGCUAAAGCAACCGAGGCAACGGGUCAAAGACUCCGAGAGGGUUCGAAUAUUAACAAGUCGCUGACUACUCUAGGCAGAGUCAUUGCGGCGUUGGCUGACCCAAAGCAGGCGCGGCCGGGUGGACGCAGAGUCAGGGAGGUUGUGCCGUACCGUGAUUCAAUCUUGACAUGGCUGUUGAAAGACAGCCUGGGCGGAAACUCCAAGACUGCCAUGAUUGCGUGUGUUGCGCCCUCGGAUUACGACGAGACUCUCUCUACCCUUCGAUACGCCGACCAGGCAAAACGAAUUCGCACACGGGCUGUUGUUAACCAGGACCAUGUCUCUGCGGCUGAGCGAGACGCUCAGAUCGCAGAAAUGACAGAGCAGAUCCGUGUUCUCCAAUUAACCGUCAGUCAGAAUGCGGCGAGCAAACGGGAGAGUGAAGCUCAGAACGAAAAACUCGAGGAAUAUCAGCAACAAGUCGAGAAAAUGCAGCGGCUGAUGGAAGAGAACAAAAUGGUCAGCGAGUGUAAGAUCAGGCAACUUCAGACCGAGAACGAAGCGCUUCGAAAUCACCUGAGGCUGGCGUUGGAUAGCCUGAAGAAUCCUAUCCCUGCUAUUCCUCUACGAAAACGCGAGACCAGCCUUGGCUCGAUGCAAAGCGAGGAGGAGCCUGCAGAAGAAAUCUCCACAGAACGAGACCUCGUUACACCCCCGCCGCCCGAAGAAGAGCCCAGCGGCAUCUGGGAAGACGAGGAGAGCUCGGACGAAGAGGACGAUGAAGUGCAGGCUGACAUGGAGAAUUUGUUGAACGAGCUCAGCCUGUUCCGGCGAAAGCUCACAGCUGACCAAGAGCGAUUCGGCAUCGAGAAGACCAAAGAAGCUCGGGGUCGUCAGCCAUUCAGCAAGCUUGCCAUCAACAAAAUAUAUUAA